CCCCGAUCGAAUGGAGACACUCUUGGUCGUCCCGCGGGUAUCGCUGCCACAACGCCAUGACGGAAGCGGCGACUUCCGCUCGGUGAUCUAUAUGGAAGAAGAGGCUCUGCAUGGUGAUUUCGACGAGGCAUGCAUGGCAUCCAUCCAUCAAGGUUCCGUGAGCGACUCAAAUCACGCCGACUCUCCGAUCGCCUUUGGGCAAGUUCACUCCGUUGUCUGCCUACCACACCGCUUGCAGGACGUUGCAGAGGCAUAUUCGGAGCUCGGGCUUCCUGUUGCAUUGGUGUCGUAUGGUCUCGCUGUGUCAUUGCAACGCUCAUUUUCGGAUUCAUAUGUGGCUCCGCGAGCGGACGGCCUGCACGUCAGCGACGAGUACGACUGCUACAUCGUCACCAUUCGGCCAUCCUCGUCAGUCAUUCCGGCGGCAACUAACGUCACCCUGCAUCUCCCAUCGCUUGAAUCCUCUCCAUUCCCAUCCAAGAUUGCUCGCGCCAUGGAACAUGUCGCUGGUCAUCUUCUGAGCGGCACCGUCGUGUGGCAUCGCCGCGUGGUGCCUAUCACUUGGCGCCACACACUUGAAUUCGCACACGUCAGUCUCGAUGCGUCGUCACAUUCCGCGCUGUCUGUGGUCGACGCAGCUACAGCCGUCACUGUCACGUCCGCCGCGCUGCCUCGACGAGAUACUCGUUCGCCUGAUAGCUCCGCUCCAUUAUCUUCUUCUCUCAUCGACCACAUCUUGCGGCACGUGAGCGUCGGCAUGGCGGGCUAUACCACCGAAGUACGUCGCAUAGUGUCAACCAUCGUCCACGCACUGGUUCCUCCGCCACAACUCCCACUUGCGUUGCCGAUCGGCAUGGUGCUCAGCGGCGUGCCUGGCGUUGGCAAGUCGCAUAUUCUUCGUCUCGUGCAAGCGUCCUUGAACGACUACCUCCCCACGCGGCUGCAUUGCGUCAUGCUGUCGGCGCCAGAUUUGUUUCAUACGCAGGUCGGGCAGUCCGAAGCUCAUCUCGCGGGCAUAUUUGCCGCGGCGAUGGAAUCCUCGGUCCCUACCUUGGUGUGUAUUGAGGACUUGGACGCCAUUGCAUCUACAUCGUCCGGUGUUGCGCUCGACCAGGCGCUGCUUGGCGUGCUCUUGGCAUGCUUGGAUCAAGCCACGACCAACCAGUCCAAACUUUUCGUUGUCGGUACAACGAACCGCCUGGACGCUCUCGACCCGUCCGUGCGCCGGCGCCUCUCUCAUCACGUCGCGCUGCGCCCGCCCAGCGAACUUGAUCGGAUCGCCAUGCUCGAGCUGAUGAGUCGGCAAAGCACCCCACCGUUGCCGUCCCCGUCGGUGUUGCAACAAGUGGCGGGGCGGACGUCAGGAUUUGUCGGCGCAGACUUGCUGCACCUUGUGCGAGAAGCCAUGUUGUACUCGAUCCAUGUCGCAAAGUGUCCUGGUGCCCUCCAUGACAUGGCUGCAUGGCAGCACGGCCUCACCCUCGUACGUCCCUCGAGUAUCGUCGAGCACUCGCAGCCGUCGCAAGUGGCACCAAUGCCGCCGCUGUACGGCCUCGACAACGUUUGGAAGACGCUGGACGUGGCGCUGUUGCAGCCAUUGCAAGACUCGUCGCCGUUCCGUCGCAUGGGCAUCUUCCCUCCCAAGGGGGUCCUAAUCACAGGUCCGUCCGGCGUCGGCAAGUCGCACCUCCUGGCCGUGCUCGGCGCUCACAUCCAAAAGCGCGCCACGUGUUUAUCGGUCAAGUGCACCGACUUGGUCACCAAAGUCGUUGGUGGGACAGAGGCGGCGCUGGCGGCACUGUUCGCAACGGCCCGCGUCGCCGCGCCGUGCGUCUUGCUGUUUGACCAAAUCGAGAGCCUCGCGCCGGUGCGCGGCUUCGACACCACCACUGAACAGACUUUUGACCGGGUGUUGAGUUGCUUGCUGACCGAAAUGGAUGGUUUCCAUCAAACUGGUGGCAGCAAAGACAUGCGGCGGUGGACGCACCAAGAAUUUAUCCAGCAACACGUUGUUGUAGUCGCCACAACGACGACUGCAUCUCUGUUGGACUCGUCCAUCUUACGCCCAGGGCGGUUUGACAUGGAGAUUGCUCUGGAAAUGCCGACAGCAGCGGCUCGUACGGCGGCGCUGACGCAUUUGGUGGGCGCGACCCCGAUAUCGUUGGAAUCGUCGCCGUUUGGCACGCUCGAUGCGCUCGUGGCGUCGCUCGUGGACCGAACGGAAGGCGCGACAAUCGGACAACUGCAUGCGGUGUUCCAAGAAGCCGCCAUGGCGUCGUUGAGAGAGUCGAUUCAUGUGGCACACAUUCAAGUGGCGACGCUCGAGCGAGCGUGUGACCAAGUGGUGGGGACGAGAUUUCAGCGGAAUGAGGAAGGAGCGGACAACGAUGCAUUAGUCGAGGCAGUCGAGAAGACGUCGCUAGGUGACACGGACAAAGAAGACGCGUAAAGAAACAUACCGUUGUUGAAAGAAAUCAUGCACUACAACCUAUGAUCCUGCUUGAUACACACACGUCAAUCAACCACACGAGAUCAGCGACGAUGGCUCCGAUUCGCCUUUUUGAGCUCUCAUCGAGCGACAGACUUUUGACGCGACCAUGCUGGAGCAACCAUGUGAAUUAAAGAAUACCAUGUCCUCCACAUCCUUCUAUUGCCCUCGAGCAACUUCACGAUGGGCCUUCGCCUGGGUGGAGAGAGUUGGUGACGCCGAGAUGCCGUCCACUCAACUCGUUUGUGAGCGCGCCUGUGUCAUCUAGACACGUUGUCCACACACAUAGAGGCAAAUUCUUGUGCCAGCAUGCAUGAAGACCGACGUCGUGGUUGCACAUGGUCACGAUCCAUCUUCUCCAGAUCGAUAUCGUUUCUUCCUCGCCAUCGUUUCCUCCAACUGCUCGC
Messenger RNA from Aphanomyces invadans, 2895 nucleotides. RefSeq lists its product as hypothetical. Gene Ontology annotation, molecular function: ATP hydrolysis activity; ATP binding. The transcript has 8 exons. Gene Ontology annotation, cellular component: cytoplasm. Lineage: Eukaryota; Oomycota; Saprolegniomycetes; Saprolegniales; Verrucalvaceae. Bases 11 to 2449 code for a protein of 812 amino acids. The record is from RefSeq and is a predicted model, not a curated record.